GUCCUUUACUAUACAUUUACAUGCCUGGGUGCAAAUCAACCUAUCCCAAGUAUUCCACGUAUCCUAUAAUUCAUGUGAAUAUGUAUGCAUAUAUGAUAACAUCAUGUCAUAUAACAGCUACAUACGUUUUCCACGUUUAAUGAAUCUUGGACACAGUGAAAGGAUAUUAUAUUUGCUAUUCCUAGCAAUUUUACUUUUUUAUCUGCAAGUAGAUGCAAAUUAUUUUGGAACUAACUCCAAGAAAGAUGACCAAUGUUUCUGCAAGUUGAAAGGAUACAUAGAUGAUUGUACUUGUAAUGUGGAUACCGUGGACUAUUUUAACAAUAUGAGAAUUUAUCCGAGGAUUCAAAGUCUUCUAGUCAGAGAUUAUUUUAGAUUUUAUAAAGUAAACUUGAACCAGAAUUGUCCAUUUUGGGCAGAUGAUAGCAAAUGUGCUAUUCGGUAUUGUCAUGUAUUGCCGUGUCAAGAUAAUGAUAUCCCGGAAGGUUUAAAGGGAGAGAUUCCAAGAGAUAUUCACUUUAAUGAAAGUCCUGUAGAUAAAUAUAAAUCAAAUGCGCAAAUUGCUGACUGCUCAAAAGAUCAUAAUAUGGAACUUGGUUUCUUGAACACAACAAUUAGUUCAGAAAAUUACAAAGAAUUUGAACGAUGGCAGCGACAUGAUGAUGCACAAGACAAUUUUUGUGUAAAGGAAUCUAAUCCUGGGGAAUAUGUGGAUCUUUUACUUAAUCCUGAAAGAUAUACAGGAUAUAAAGGAACUAGUGCACAUAGAAUAUGGCGAAGUAUUUAUAUGGAAAAUUGUUUUAGACCUGAAAACUCGCCACAAAUUUUUAUACCAUCUUCUAAAAUAAAUAGAAUGUGUUUAGAGAAACGAGUCUUUUACCGAGUCAUAUCUGGCUUGCAUGCUAGCAUCAAUAUACAUUUAUGUUCAAAAUAUUUGUUAGCUCCUCAAGAUGGUUUGCAAGUAUCAUCUGAUAAUCAAUGGGGUCCUAAUUUGGAAGAGUUGCAAAGAAGAUUUUCUUCUGAAACAACAGGUGAUGAAGGUCCAAAUUGGCUAAAGAAUUUGUAUUUCACUUAUUUACUUCAAUUAAGAGCUCUGGCUAAAGCAGCACCUUAUUUAGAAAGAGAAGAAUAUUAUACAGGUAAUGAAAUCGAUGAUGAAGAUACAAGAUUGGCGAUGAACGAUAUAUUGAAUGUUAUCAAGUCAUUUCAGGAACAUUUCAAUGAAACUGUGAUGUUCACUGGAACAGAAGCACAGUUAUUGAAAGAAGAAUUUAGGCAACAUUUCAGAAAUAUUUCACGUAUUAUGGAUUGUGUGGGAUGUGAUAAAUGUAAGCUAUGGGGUAAAUUGCAAAUCCAUGGCCUGGGCACUGCAUUAAAGAUAUUAUUCUCUGGAAAAUUUGAUAGAUGGAAACCGACACUUAAUAAUUUUAAUCGAAAGGUGUUUUUCUUAGAAAGAAGUGAAAUUGUUGCUUUAGUCAAUGCUUUUGGAAGGUUAUCGGAAAGUAUUUUCGAGUUGGACAGAUUUCGCAGGAUGAUGAGAUAACCAUAAUGUCAACUUAUAAACUUUUCAAUUCCUCUAUGAAACAUCACUUGACACAUCACUGAGAUUUUUACUUCUCUGUUUUUUGCUUCCUUUAUUUGUAGAGAGUGGACUUUGCUGUGCUAAUCUAAUUGAAUAUUUAUUAAUAUAAAAUGUUUUUAAUACAUAAUAUUUACAUAACUAAAUAAUUAACAAUAGAAUCAUUUUAUAGCGAGUUUUAUGUGGGUAUUUUUUAAAAAGUAAGAUAAAGAAUGUGUUAUUCUAUUGAAAUUAUUUAUUUAAUUAUAUUAAUAUAUAAUUUUCAAACUACAUAAAUGUCAGUUUAAAUAUUAACUAUUCAAUUAGACUUUAGCUAUUUGUGAAUAUUUCUUCCAAUACUAUGAAAGCUAUAUAUGUAUGUAUACAUAUGUACAUGUAUCCAUAUAUAUGUCAAGACCAACUGUACCAGUGUUUACUUAUACAAAUUAAUAAUUAUAAGUGUAUUCUUAUAUUGAUAAAUAAGAAGAAUAAUAUAGGAAAUGAAAAAUGAAGAAAAAGAUCAUGAAGCCAACUGAAGGCAAAAAUUAUCGAUGCAAAUAAUUAUAUACAACACAUACACAAACACACAUACAAAUAUAUGUGAAAGAAUGUAAUUAGACAUAUUUAGUAAGAGAUUGCCAUUUGAACUGAUAUUUUCUUCCGAUUUAUAUCGUAGCUUUUGACUCUGUCUGUGAUAAAUAUUUCAUCUAACAAUAAGGCAACUGUUUACAUGACUUAAAUUUAUGUAUAUUAUACUUUAUGAAGUUGAAAUUCUGUUUACAAUACAUAUUUUUAUAAUCAA
This is a messenger RNA of Nylanderia fulva, 2360 nucleotides long. It is a transcript of the gene Ero1L, whose product is annotated as endoplasmic reticulum oxidoreductin-1-like protein. Gene Ontology annotation, biological process: protein folding in endoplasmic reticulum. The record is from RefSeq and is a predicted model, not a curated record. Gene Ontology annotation, molecular function: protein-disulfide reductase activity; FAD binding; thiol oxidase activity. NCBI's taxonomy places the organism in Eukaryota, Metazoa, Arthropoda, Insecta, Hymenoptera, Formicidae. Gene Ontology annotation, cellular component: endoplasmic reticulum membrane; endoplasmic reticulum.